GGCGGUCGCUAGUGGCGGGCGAGCCGGCGGCAGGCGUGACCGCAGCUGCCGAUCAGGGGCACAGACAGGGCCGGCGAGGGGCCGCCGAGCUCACGGGACAGUGGCCAGGGGCGCAGCGGCCGUCCGCCAGUCCGUGCGUCCGUCCGUUCUUGUCCGGUGGUGGGCCUGCGGGCCGCUCGUGUCGCCAAGGUGGAGUGUCGGACGGACGGCCUGGAGGAGCUCCAGGCGAUGGCGGAGAUGGACAGUUACGUGCCGAACAACCCGCACUUCGGUUACGAGACGGGCCCGUGGCAGCCGCUGACGCCUCCGCCGCCGCCGCCGCCACCGCCGGGUCGCUACGGCUACACGGGGUCACCGGAGCCCGGCCCGCUGCCGGGCACCCUAGCUCCGGACCCGCCGCUGCAGACCUGCCACACGCCCGACCCCAUGAUCAACGGCCUGUCGUUCAACGCACUGGAUUUUGAGCCGCUGCCGCACGUCUACACUAUCAGCAGUCACAGGGAGUUCAGUCCACCGGUUCGGGAGCGGUCACCGACGCAGGAAAUGAACGACUUCUUCUUCCCCAUGAAACACCACGGCGCCACUGCAGGUGCCCUGUCACCGACAGGCGGGUCCUCCGGUCAUCUGGUGUCACAGAACAGCCUGACACCGAACCCGCAUACAUUCGGCAGCCCUGCCAAUCAGCAGCUGGCGGGCCUGUUCCCUCCCGGAGGUCACACCGUUGACCCGACUGGCUCCCAGAUGUUCCCCAGCAUGUCAGUCAACGUCAGCAUGAACAUGAACAUCGGCGUGUCACCCGGCUACCAUAUCCAGGAGGAGUCCUUCGCACCGCAGCUGCCGUGGAGCAGCAGUCCGCCGCAGUACCCGUCGGGAAUGUUCAGUCCUCAGCCGCCGCUGGUCAGCCCGCUCGCCAUGCCAGCUAGCUCUGCGACAGCGCCGUACAGCUCGUCGGCGAGUUACGCGGCGUUCACGGCCGAGCUGCGGCCCGAGGUCAGCUGGACGGCUGCAGCUGCCGCCCAGCAGCAGCAGCAGGUCGAGCAGCGCGGCCACCAGCUGGCCGCCUCGCUGCGCUCCAGUCUGCGGCGCGUCGACCCGGCCGGCUACUCGGCCCACCUGGACGAGUCGCUGCUGUACGUGUGCAAGGCCGAGCCGCCGCCGCCGGUCGGCCAGCUCGACAAGACCAACGUCUGUCGAGUAUGCAGCAAGGCGUACGCCCGGCCGAGCACGCUCAAGACCCACAUGCGCACCCACAGCGGCGAGAGGCCGUACAAAUGUCAUGAGUGCAACAAGUCGUUCUCGCAGGCGGCGAAUCUGACGGCCCACGUGCGGACCCACUCCGGCGAGAAGCCGUUCUGCUGCCCGAUCUGCGAUCGCCGGUUCAGUCAGUCCUCCUCGGUCACCACUCACAUGAGGACACACUCGGGCGACCGCCCCUACAGAUGCCGCAUGUGCAAGAAGUCGUUCAGCGACUCGUCCACCCUGACCAAGCACAUGCGGAUACACAGCGGAGAGAAGCCGUACCAGUGCCGCAUCUGCAUGUUGCGCUUCUCGCAGUCGGGCAACCUGAACCGGCAUAUGCGCGUGCACGCCUCCAGUGUGUGCUGACAGUGGCAGCAAGAGGCGCCGAACACAGUGAGUGUAGAUCUCCGACAGGGACACAACUGCUAGUCUAGUUACCAACUGUGUGUCAUCGAGAGGGACGAUAGAUCGUCGAGAAAAAUGUAAAAGAAGAGUUGCGUUUCGUGGUAAGAAGACCUUUGGGGAGAAACCCAAAUGCAACAGCAUACCAGCAAAGGAUAAACUUCUGAGGAGCAGUUCAGAACCACUCAAAGCCCCAAGUAGAGAGUUAACAUGAGAUACACUAAGCGAAUGGAACUGUGAGAAACAUUCCCCUCUCCUCUAUCGUCCAGUAAGCGCUGGACCAUUCCACUGUUGGACAAUGUGGCAUUGAACUGGAGUGGACUAACGUUAAAAAGUCGGCUAUUUGUGUGAUGAGCAGCGGGUCGAACGCGUUCAGAAAAAAAGAUAAGGGGGAAGUGUUCCGUGGAUUGACCUGAAGAAGUAGAAAUGUGGCAUUGUUAGCUGUCUGUCUAUCGUUCAGAAAGUUAUCUCUUUCUGAAGUUCAGUUUGAACGACAUUGACUAGGAUUCUGCAUUACAGACUUUGCAGCUCAUACCUAUUCAAACUACGAGUUUAACUUUUGUUGCCGCGCUGUUAAUGUCGGAGAAGCAUUUCUGUUGAAUUCGUAAAAUGGUUUGCUUGCGUACUACUACAUACAAUUCUGUGAUACUCUUUAUUCAUUACUUAUCCUUCUACAAUGCAAAAGUGGAACUGGAAACAUAUCUAUGAUCUUACACCAAAUGUGUUGAUAUGUUUUGUUUUGGAAAGUUUUGUUCAUCCUCAAUUGUCCUAACAUACUCCAGACAUUGACAAAUGUAUUCGCUUUUUGUCGCGAGAUAAUGUCAACAUUGAGUGCUUGCAGAGGAUUCUGAAAUGGUAAAGGUAACAUGAUAUUUUCUCGUCUUCGGGAGUGUGAAAGAAACAUUCGCUUAGUCUGAUACUGUUGAAUGAUAAAGGUGCCCAGCUUGCACUUUCGAAGAUCUGUGAGUCAUAGAGAAUGGAGAAACGCUCAAUGAUAUUGUGUCUAGUCGCUCAGCAGGUGGCUGCUUUACUAUUACCAAAGGACCGUGGGGCGGCAGAGGCUGAUCAGGUGAACGUGUGUGCUGAUUAGUCUACUCUGCUUGUGGUGUGUAUGUGUACUGUGAAUGUCAGUAUGUGCCAGUGGAAUUAUGUAAUACAUGUCACAUGUAAGA
Molecule: messenger RNA, 2813 nt
Organism: Amphibalanus amphitrite
Lineage: Eukaryota; Metazoa; Arthropoda; Thecostraca; Balanomorpha; Balanidae
Product: protein glass-like
Exons: 10
Coding region: 229-1605 (458 amino acids)
Biological process (GO): regulation of transcription by RNA polymerase II
Cellular component (GO): nucleus
Molecular function (GO): DNA-binding transcription factor activity, RNA polymerase II-specific; RNA polymerase II cis-regulatory region sequence-specific DNA binding
Source: RefSeq, a predicted model, not a curated record